GGUCAGAAAGUCACGAGUAUGGGCUGAGCCUGCAGCUGCAGUUGCAGUAUGGCCUCGGAGAGGGAUGUACGCGCACAGCUGCAGCAGGCGGGCCAGGAUCACCUCUUACGCUUCUGGGCGGACCUGGCUCCAGAGCCUCGAGCCGCGCUGUUAGCGGAGCUCGCCUCCUUGGAGGCCGACGCGCUGCGUGAGCACUGCCAGCGCGCCUCCGCUGCAGGCGCGCUAGCCCCGGGUCCUCUGCCGGACCUGGCGGCGCGCCUGCAGCCCCUGCCCCCAGAACGCGUGGGCAGCGCGAUCCGCUGCGACCAAGAGACACGCUUGCGGUGGGAAGAGGAAGGUUUCCGACAGAUUGCUCUGAACAAGGUGGCUGUCCUGCUGCUGGCCGGUGGGCAGGGCACUCGCCUGGGCGUCACCUACCCCAAGGGCAUGUAUCAAGUUGGGCUGCCCAGCCAGAAGACCCUGUACCAACUGCAAGCAGAGCGUAUCCGGCGUGUUCAACAGUUGGCUGGCCAGCGACUGGGGACCCAUUGCACCGUGCCCUGGUACAUCAUGACCAGUGAGUUUACACUGGGACCCACAAUCAAGUUCUUCAAGGAGCAUGACUUCUUCCACCUAGACCCCACUAAUGUGGUGCUGUUCGAGCAGCGCAUGCUACCUGCUGUGACCUUUGAGGGCAAGGCCAUCCUGGAACGGAAAGACAAAGUUGCCAUGGCCCCAGACGGCAACGGGGGCUUGUACUGUGCACUGGCUGACCAUCAGAUCCUGGAGGACAUGAAGCAGCGGGGCGUGGAGUUUGUGCAUGUGUACUGUGUAGACAACAUCUUGGUGCGGCUGGCUGACCCAGUCUUCAUUGGUUUCUGUGUGCUUCGGGGAGCAGACUGUGGUGCCAAGGUGGUGGAGAAAGCGUACCCUGAGGAGCCAGUGGGUGUGGUGUGUCAGGUGGACGGUGUCCCCCAGGUGGUGGAAUACAGCGAGAUCAGCCCUGAGAUUGCUAGGCAGCGUGGUGCUGAUGGGGGCUUGCUCUACAACACAGGCAACAUCUGCAACCAUUUUUUCACCAGAGGCUUCCUGGAUAUGGUGACCAGGGAGUUUGAGCCCUUGCUGAAGCUGCAUGUGGCCGUGAAGAAGGUCCCAUACGUGGAUGAGGAGGGAAAUCUGGUAAAGCCGCUAAGACCGAACGGGAUAAAGAUGGAGAAGUUUGUGUUUGAUGUGUUCCAGUUUGCUAAGAACUUUGUUGCCUUUGAAGUAUGUCGGGAGGAGGAGUUCUCCCCUCUGAAGAACGCUGACACAGCUGACAGAGACAACCCCUCCACCUCCAGGCGAGCCUUGCUGGCUCAGCACUACCGCUGGGCUCUGCAGGCUGGAGCCCACUUCCUGGAUGUACACGGGGUCCAGCUUCCAGAGCAGUCUGGCUUGCUCCCAAAUGGAGACCCUCCCGCCAUCUGUGAGAUAUCGCCCUUGGUGUCUUACUCUGGAGAGGGGUUGGAAAUGUACCUGCAGGGCCGAAAACUCCAGUCUCCAUUCAUUCUGGAUGAGGACCAAGCCAUGCUGCUGCAGCCACAGGAGUGCUAACCUGCUUGCUCCCAGGCUGUCUGGCCAUGGGGUUCUAUAGGGUGGUGAUACAGCUCUGGGUGGGGUUCUGCGUGGACAUGCUAGCCUGCAGGACACCGAAGAAAGCGUGCUACUUGACUUUGAAAGUUAGGACCUCUUGGCCCCCCCACCCCCCAUGGA
Molecule: messenger RNA, 1731 nt
Organism: Arvicanthis niloticus (Nile rat)
Lineage: Eukaryota; Metazoa; Chordata; Mammalia; Rodentia; Muridae
Gene: Uap1l1
Product: UDP-N-acetylglucosamine pyrophosphorylase 1 like 1
Biological process (GO): UDP-N-acetylglucosamine biosynthetic process
Molecular function (GO): UDP-N-acetylglucosamine diphosphorylase activity
Source: RefSeq, a predicted model, not a curated record